GCGGGAGGGAGGGUUCCGCGCCUCGGCUGCCCCGCCGCCAUCGCGGGGUGGCCCUCAGCGGGGGCAGCAAGCGCCUCCGGCAGCUCCUCUUGCCACCUCCCACCUCGUUUCCCCUACCGCUACCGGUCCCUGCGGCGGGACGGCGUGUGAGUAAGCGACCGUUGGUGUCGCCGGGGAUGGAGCAGACUGUUUGCGCCCGCGGUGGCAGCGCCCUGAGGAAGGCCCGGGCGGGAUAGAGGCCGGCGGAGCUGUGAAGUCGUGGGCUGGCGCUCGCUCCGCGGUGAUUCAGUAUCAUUUUGGAGAGUUUGGAAAUUAUUCCCUUGUGGUAAAGACCCAAAGUACAAGCAACAAAACUGUUUCUUGUGACCUAGUCAUCAAUGAAGGCCCUAUCAACAGCUAUCUCCCUAUUCUCGUUGCUUUCCUGGUUUACAUGGGAAUCCUUGCUGUCCUGAUUGCUGGGCGCCUUUCUAUGAAAAUUGAUCCAGUCAGAAACUGGGUUUACAAGAAACUGAACCCCAGAGAAACUGAUCGUCUGAUUAAUUCGGAGUUGGGGUCUCCGAAGCCAGCAGACUCAGUGAGCAGUGAUGCCACCCUGGGGCUGUGGGGCACAGCCCCUCGGCAGCGCCUGCGCUCCCUGGACACCUUCCGAGGGCUCUCUCUCACAAUUAUGGUGUUUGUUAACUAUGGAGGAGGAAAGUACUGGUUCUUCAAACACGAGAGCUGGAAUGGGUUAACAGUGGCAGAUCUGGUGUUUCCAUGGUUUGUGUUCAUCAUGGGGACAUCGAUAGCGUUGUCACUGAGCUCCAUGCUGACGUGGGGAAGUUCCAAGUGGAAGGUGCUCAGGAAAAUCCUCUGGAGGAGUUCUCUGCUAAUCUUGCUGGGAAUCAUAGUUGUGAAUCCCAAUUACUGCCUUGGACCAUUGUCCUGGGAUAAUUUGCGCGUUCCUGGGGUGCUCCAGAGGCUGGGAUUCACCUACCUGGUGGUUGCUGCUCUCGAACUCAUGUUUACAAGAGCUGGAGAUGAGAGUGAGACCAUGGAGACACUAUGUCCCGCCCUGCAGGAUAUUCUCCCCUUCUGGCCCCAGUGGAUUUUCAUCCUAACGUUAGAGGUGAUUUGGCUCUGCCUGACGUUUUUGUUACCAGUGCCAGGUUGUCCCAGGGGCUACCUUGGCCCUGGGGGCAUUGGAGACUUUGGGAACUAUCCCAACUGCACUGGAGGAGCUGCUGGUUACAUUGAUCGCUUGUUUCUUGGAGAAAAGCACAUCUACCAGCAUCCCUCUUCAAGUGUGAUUUACCAAACAAUGAUGCCAUAUGAUCCUGAAGGGAUCCUGGGGACCAUAAAUACCAUUGUCAUGGCAUUUCUGGGAUUACAGGCAGGAAAAAUUAUCCUGUUCUACAAAGACCAGCACAAACAAAUUAUGAGUCGGUUUGUCACAUGGAGCAUAGUAAUGGGAAUUAUUUCUGCUAUCUUGACAAAAUGUUCUAAAGAAGAAGGGUUUAUUCCCAUAAACAAGAACUUAUGGUCAAUAUCAUAUGUGACAACCAUGAGCUGCUUUGCCUUCAUGCUCUUAUUGCUGAUGUAUUACCUUGUGGAUGUCAAGAGACUGUGGUCGGGUGCUCCAUUUUUCUACCCAGGAAUGAACUCAAUCCUAGUCUACGUUGGACACGAAGUGUUUGAAAACUAUUUCCCUUUCAAGUGGAAGAUGCAAGACAGUCAAUCCCAUGCGGAGCAUCUGCUUCAAAACCUCACUGCAACGACUCUUUGGGUCAUAAUAUCAUAUUUACUUUACAGGAGAAGGAUAUUCUGGAAAAUCUGACAGAGGGGGUCAGCAUGUAGCAGGCUUAGACUCUGAUGGGGCAAGUGCAGAAGGUGGAUUAGCCUGAAAUAUUGCCAUUUGUGCUAGGCUCUAUUACUAAAAAGGGAUACCAGUUCAAGUUUACCGUGCCAUGGAAGCUGCAGUCACGACUUUGAUGUGACUUAAGGGACAGUAUUUUCCUAUUUAGCAAAAACUUAUUAACCUGGGGCAGUUGUGCUGGGUUUUCUGUAUUUUGUAAAUAUUUUACUGAUUCUCCCUCCUUCAUAGAGAGAAGCUGAAAAUACUACAACAGUUAGGCAGUCAGAGACAGCCUGAUGGUGCUUAAAAAAGGAACUGGAAGGGAUCUGGGGGGGUGCCUGCAAGGAGUUACCUGAGUGGGACUGUGGUAACAGUUGAUGUGUCUGACAAGGUAGCCCCUUACUCACAGGGUUUAUACACUCCCUUGGCAUGGGCUGCAUGCCAGUGCCACUCUGGCUUCUGUCCCACAUCUAAUUCCCAAGAUCUUUUUUGACUCAGGAGCACCGGCAGCAGCAGCACUUGGGUCAGCAGUGCAGUGUCUGCCUGGGAGACUCAGAGGCACCUCAGCUACAGCCUGCAGCAGAAGGUUGUGACUUCAGUGGCAUCUUCUGCUUUGAACCUGGGUCAAAAGCUUAGGGGUAGGAUCUUGCUGCCAAAAAUCUCUUCUGGUGGCUUAUUAUCAGUGUGCUGCUGCAGCAGGGGUAGCAGCCUCUCUCUGUGUGCUCUGGGCCUUUGUGUGGCAUAACUUGAGCACGGACAAGGUCCAAGAUUCAAGUGCUACACGUCAAGACUGCAGAAAGGCCAGUUCCUAUUGACCUUGUAUAGUCACCUGGAUCUUACCAAAGUUCACUCAAAGCAAUGCUCUUUAUAAAUGAUUUAAGGGCCCUGAAUCUCAUAACUGUCAAUACAGAUAAGAGAGAAUUCAGCUUAAAAGGAAGAGAUAGCAGACCAAUUCAGCGUAAGAUAAUAGUUUUUGGAAGCUCAGGAAAAUAACUCAUGCUGUGAUUUCCAAAUUAAUGCUAAUAAAAAGCCUGAACUACC
Molecule: messenger RNA, 2875 nt
Organism: Colius striatus (speckled mousebird)
Lineage: Eukaryota; Metazoa; Chordata; Aves; Coliiformes; Coliidae
Gene: HGSNAT
Product: heparan-alpha-glucosaminide N-acetyltransferase
Exons: 16
Coding region: 431-1816 (461 amino acids)
Biological process (GO): lysosomal transport
Cellular component (GO): lysosomal membrane
Source: RefSeq, a predicted model, not a curated record